This is a messenger RNA of Panicum virgatum (switchgrass), 2126 nucleotides long. Its product is annotated as putative B3 domain-containing protein Os03g0621600. Gene Ontology annotation, molecular function: DNA binding. NCBI's taxonomy places the organism in Eukaryota, Viridiplantae, Streptophyta, Magnoliopsida, Poales, Poaceae. The record is from RefSeq and is a predicted model, not a curated record. Bases 1217 to 2056 code for a protein of 279 amino acids. The transcript has 4 exons.
UAAACUAUUUUAUCUCCAUCUCUAUAAAUUUCAGGAUGGAGGGUGUAUUCAUCUAGUUGUUCUUGCUUUUAUACCUCGGUACUUAUAUUUUUUUUAACUAAUUAUUUUGUCAGUGCAUAUGUUGUGGGUUUUAAAACAUACUACUCCAGAAAAAUUUGGUAAUUCAAUUUCUCCGUCUCCGGAGGUCAUAAAUGAUGUUCCUAAAUUAUUAGAAAAAACUAGGGGCUAUAAUCGGGGUUCAUGCCUCUUGGGUCUUGGCCUUCCCUAGUUUUAGUCGCCAUUGUACAGUAAAGAAGCCGGAGGAGCUGCCGACCUGCCGGGCGGCCCUGGUUCUCAGGGAACCCGUCUCCGCGGAGUAUCCAGCAAUCUCACUAUGCAGGUGUUCUGAGAUUACAAGAUGAGCAAGAAACGUGAGAGCUGCAAGGAGAGGGAUAUCUUUUUCGACUGGAAUCACGAAAUUGAUCAGGACAAGCAUUUCUUCAAGAUUAUGGUUGUUUUUUUCGACUGCACUGGAAUUUUCAUUAUAUGCUCUGAAAGUGGAAACCUGGCCUAACAGUUACAGUAUCUUUAGUCUGCUUUCUAAAUUUCUCAUUAAUCCAGAGACCAGAGGAAAAUGCAACUAAUAUAAUACGAAAAGACUAGUGAAUUGUGUUCGCUUUUAAAUGAACCAUUUUCUUUCUGGAAGCAAUGGUAGUAAACUAACUAUAGGAACGAAAUCCAAUUGAAUCUGUAGAUGCACAAAUCCAUGCACUCUGGUUACUCUUACUUCACAUAUUUGACAUCUGAAAUGGAUUGGUUUACGACUGCAUGAACAUAACUACUCAUAUACUCUGUCCAUUCAUCAAUGUAAGGGGUAUUUUGAUUUGUAAAGGUCCAAAUUUUAAAUGGAUUAGUUUUAGUACAUUGCCUCAACAAAUUCGUGUUCAGAAGAAUUUUCAGAUGUUUAUUUUCUAGUAAUUGACAAUAUAUUGUAGGAGAAACUAAAGGACAAAGUAUAUUUUUGAAGAUUUUCUCCAAAGAUAUGCCUUAUAUUAAUAGACAAAGGGGAGUAAUAACAACAAAAGCCUUUCUACUGUUUCCUCACUUCACAAGAGCUGUGUUUUGAGCCAACCUUUUGAGCAAGAGAGGUUAAGAUAGCUUAUCUAAUGUGCAAUUUACUCGUCCGGUUAUCGGCCUGUUGCUGCAGACCAUACCACAGAAAUUUGUGCAACGUUUGAUGAGGAAAAUAACAGGAACUAUUAAGCUAGAAUCGCGUGUUGGUUCCAGUUUCGAUGUUCAAGUAAUCAACAAUCAGGGUAAGGUAUCCCUUGGGUUUGGAUGGGAGGCAUUUGUCAGUGCUCAUGAUUUGAAUAUGGGAGACUUCUUGGUAUUCAAAUAUGAUCAGAGAUCUCAUUUUAAGGUUCUAAUCUUUGAUUCAAGUGGUUGUGAGAAAUUAUCAUCUGUCGUAAUCGAUGCUACUCAUAAAUCACAAAGGAAAGAACCAGUUGGCAUGCCAAGCCCAUAUCAUGAUAUCCUCAUGAAAUCUUCUCCAAGCGCAAAUAAAGCAUGGGAACAGCAGGAUAGCUCAAAUCAGGGGCAUAAUGUGAUCGAUACCAGUUCAUCAAGUUCUUUACCCAUACCAUCAGGAGAUGCUACAUUUCCCAAAGAAGAUCAGAAAGUGCAAUUUGUACCAGAGUACAUCUUACCAUGUGGCACCUAUCUUACUAGUACACAGAAGCAAAAGGUGAAAGAGAAAGUCCGGGCAAUUCAUUCUGAAAUCCCCAUACAUGUCUGUGUCAUGACGAAGAGCAACAUAUAUGGAAGAAGUCGUUGCAUGAACUUUGCUCGGCAAUAUGCUGAUGCAUACCUUCGAUUUGAGAAGAAAGAGCUGAUGCUUCAGUGCAGUGGCAAAAUUUGGGACGUGCGAUGUUCAAAGGUCGGCAAACAUACAAGGCUUUGGAAAGGGUGGAAGCAGUUCGCAUCAGACAAGAAUUUGCAAUUGGGUGAUAUCUGUCUCUUGGAGCUCCUGAGAAACAAGGAGUAUACGAUGAAUGUGCAUAUCAUCCGCAGUAGAUGAAAUGUUGUAGACCUGUUCUGCUGGUCGUACCAUCUUUUGCUGUUGGAGGAGUUUUCCCGUUUCUGUUUGA